AUGUCUAGCAUCACGAAAGUCGCGAUUAUCGGCGCAAAUGGCAACCUAGGACAGGCCGUCCUGCCGUCCAUCAUCAACGCGUCGUUUGAAGUGACAGUGAUCACUAGAGCAGAGUCGACCUCAGCGUUCCCGCCCAAUGUGAAGGUGGUGAAAACGGAAUAUACUGAGAAGAAUAUUGCAAAAGCCUUACAAGGACAAGAUGCCGUUCUCUGUCUUAUCGAUGCCGGGGCUCUACAGGUAGAGAGUCUGAUCAUCGACGCUGCAGCUUCAGCUGGCGUGAAAUGGUUCAUACCUAGCGAAUUCGGCCACAAUACCUUGGACAGCCGCGUUUUGGAGGCACUGCCGAUCUUGAAGGGAAAAGUUAAAGUCACAGCACAGCUGCGAUCUAAGGAACAACAAGCAAUGCAAUGGACGGGUAUCGUCACUGGUCUGUUUUUUGACUGGGGCUUGACAAGGGGCACCUUCGGCUUUGAUCUUGCCAAGAAAACAGCCCAGAUUUGGGACGAUGGAAACACAAAGUUUCUGGCCACGAAUAUUCAGGAUAUUGCUGCAGCGUUGGUGACGCUGCUCAGCGACGCGCACGCCAGAGAAAAUGCUAAGAAUCGGUUUGUCCAUAUUUCGUCCUUUGCUACGACGCAGAAUGAGACCCUCGGCUUGUUGGAGAAGUUCUCUGGGACCCAGUUCACCGCUACCCACCUCGACAGCGACGGACUGAAGCAGCAGUCACUUGCGGAUUUAAGCAAAGGGAACUACAGUGCGGUUUUGCCAUUAAUUCAAUACGCAGCUCUGGGUCGGGAUGGGUUGAGUCAGUGGUAUGAAGAAGCUGAACAGGGCAGGCAGCUGCUUCUCCCCACUCCCCGAGAGUCGCUCGAAGAGGCGGUACAGAGGGUUGUGACUGAAGUGGCAGAAAGUCAGAGAAGCUCCCUUUAA
Messenger RNA from Akanthomyces muscarius, 930 nucleotides. RefSeq lists its product as uncharacterized. Bases 1 to 930 code for a protein of 309 amino acids. The transcript has 3 exons. NCBI's taxonomy places the organism in Eukaryota, Fungi, Ascomycota, Sordariomycetes, Hypocreales, Cordycipitaceae. Gene Ontology annotation, molecular function: oxidoreductase activity. The record is from RefSeq and is a predicted model, not a curated record.